AUGACGAACUGCAUCUGGCUGCUGGCCCUUGUGGUGGCCAUUAAUGCCCGCUCGCUGCAUGUGCCGCAUGGAUAUGGCAUUCCCCAUCGUCCUCCUCCGCAUAGUCCGUACUAUUACGCGCCCUAUAGCUAUGCGAGUGCUGGAGCCUUUGCUGGCUACGGCUAUCGGUCGCGUCCUACGCUCUACAAUCCCCCGGGCAGUUAUUACGACAGCAAUUACGGCGUACACAGAUUCCUGCCAGGUGGCGGAAAUCCUGUAACAGUGGACUACAACAAUCGUUGCUCAAGGAACUACGUGGGCAUUAAGCCUCAUCCGGAUCAACAGCAAUACUACUAUGUCUGCCAGCCCAACUGUGUGAUCUUUAGCAAGUGUCCCGAACUGAAGAAAUUCAACUCCAGCACUGGCCGUUGUGUGGAACGUGUGAAUCCUGAUUAUCCACCUAUUUGCAAGAAGGAGGGUCGCUUUUCUUAUCAGCACGAUUGCCGAAUCUAUUACAAAUGUGAUCGGCAUUUGACGCCACAGCUUUACGGUUGUCCCACGGGCACAAUAUUCUCGCAACUGGAGGGCAAAUGUAUACCUGGCGAUGAGUGUCCUUCGACAGAGAUCUCUAACAGCGGCAGCUACAUACCAGAGAACUGUGAGCUCAAGUUUCCCGAAUGCACGGCGGAGGGCACGUUCAGAUCACCCAAGGAUUGCGCCCUGUACUACAGCUGCAAGCUGCAGCCGAGUGGAAACUAUUUGCAAACACGUUUCAAAUGUCCUGGCAACAACAGCUACGACCCGAAACGGAAACUUUGCCGACCACAUCAUGAAGUCGAUUGCCAAGGAUAUCUAUCCUAUGCGCCUAUGUCGCCUUACCAGCCAUAUAUCUCCGAGGCGGACUUUGACACAGGGGCACCAGAAAAGCAGCCAGAGUUGAGCUCGUUACCCGAGGACUCUAAAGUAGCAAACAUUGAAGAUCCAAAACAAAGCAUUAAGAUAGUUAUAUUGCCUACAAAGCCUACGCCGCAGCCGACGCCACAGCCGACGCCGACAUCGACGUCAACAACUGUUGCCACGCCUACUGCACCCACCUAUAAAUACCCCGAGUAUCCAUCGUAUCCAUCCACAGCCCCAACCACAACUGCAAGUCCAACUAUCAAAAACACGCACACUCCGACUGUGAAGAUAGAAUUUAAGCCGGAGAUGCAGCCGUCAGGCAUCGCUUUUAGAAGUUUAAUCCAGAAGAAAAUUGUGAUAUUGCCACCGGCGCCCGCAACCAGUACGACAGAUGCACCAUCUACAACUGCGGAGCCAACAACAACAACCACUCAGAGGACGACAACACCGCCUAAGCCAACGCCCACUAAGCCAACUCCCAACCCAACAACAACUCAAACACCUUCAACAACAACUGCGACUUCCACAACAACUCCAAAGCCAACGACAACUGUUAAACCAACAACUCAACCAACAACAACCACUCAAUCAACAACUCCAAAACCAACAACAACUCCGAAACCAACAACUCCGAAACCAACAAAUCCGAAACCAACAACUCCGAAACCAACAACAACUACUCAAUCAACAACAACCACUCAAUCAACAACAACCACACAACCAACAACAACUCCGAAACCAACAACUCCGAAACCAACAACAACUCCUCAAUCAACAACAACCACUCAAUCAACAACAACCACACAACCAACAACAACCACUCAAUCAACAACAACCACACAACCAACAACGACUCCGAAACCAACAACAACUCCUCAACCAACAACAACUCCUCAACCAACAACGUCUAAGCCAACUACAAAUACUCCAAAGCCAACAACAACUCUCAAGUCAACAACUUCUAAAAGAACAACGACCAACAAGGUUACGACUCCAAAACUAACUACUACAAGUCCUAAGCCAACCACAACUAGUCAGGCCACAACUACGCCGAAACCAACAACUCCCAAGCCAACAACUAGCAAAUCGACAACCACAACUCCUAAGCCAACUACAACCACUCCGAAGCGUACAACAACAACUCCGAAGCCAACUACAACCACUCCGAAGCGUACAACAACUCCGAAGCCAACUACAACCACUCCGAAGCCUACAACAACAACUCCGAAGCCAACUACGACAACAUCAAAGCCAACAACUGUUCAACCAGUAACAACUAGCAUUCUUACCACAAAUCCCAAGCCAAAAACUACCCCGAACCCAACCACAACUCCCAAGACAACAACGACUCCCAAGACAACAACAACACCUCAGCCUACGACAACUACUAAGCCAACGACAACUCCUAAACCAACAACAACUCCUAAACCAAUAACUCCCAAGCCUACGACAACACCUCAGCCUACGACAACUCCUAAACCAACAACUCCUAAGCCAACAACAACCCCAAGACCAACGACUCCAAAGCCAACAACCAAACAACCAACAACCUUACCACCAACAACUAGUACAACCACAACACCUGGGCAGAACACCACUGAAGUAACAACAACCACCAAACUACCGCCUUGUCAACCUGAAGAGACCGAAACACAAUUUGCUAUUAGCAAGUCGAGCAAAAGUCUUUUUGGGGAAAGUGAUUCGCAAGCCUCGCUCUUAUCCCAGAACUUAGUUUCCAGCGAGCUUAGCUUAGAUUAUAUGAACGAUGAGCCCGCGCCGGAAGCGGAGAGCACCACAGUCAAGUGGACAACUAUGAAACCACUAGCAAAACCCUCGACCAUGUCCAGCUUAGCUGCAGCACAUAUACUCCACAAGCUAUUCCAGGUAAUAUCGACAACAGCAGCGCCGGGAUCUAAGGUGACAUUUGCCCAAAUGGCGAAGCACAAUUUGGCCACAUCAAAGCCCUUUAUCGCCGCAUCCUUGAGGCAGUCAAUUAAGCAGUUGACCCAGGAACUACCAAAACCACAAACUACCAGCAGAGCUGCUGAAGAAGAUUCCGAGUACUAUGAUAGCGAAUACGAUACGAAUGAGCUGGAGAAUGUGUUGGAUAAGCAUGAUCUGAAAGAUAAGCUAUCAAUGAACAGUACAGUUAGCACCACAAAGAGCACCACAACGACUUUGAGCUCAGUUGAGAGCACAACCAAACCAAUGUCCAUGUCAGCUAUUGCCGUGGAUCCGCUAGAGACCAGCUCCAGUGUGCCUGUGCCAGCUGUGGCUAAUGCCACCGUUUUCAAGUCCAAUGACAAAGAUUACUCCGAAAACUAUGUGGAUUCGGACUAUGCCAAUGAUGAGCCCAUGGAGGAGCCGCAAGAAACCACCGCAAAACCCGACUUGAAUGCCCAAAAGCAGACGCUAAUCCAACUGCUAAAGCAGAAAUUAAUCCAAGCAGCCAACACCGUAACGCCCGCACCACUAAGCACCAGCACCACAAAGACAACCAACUUGUUGGCUAAUGAAAUUGCGAGCAACAGUAAAGACUUAAGCGUGCCAAAAAGCUUAUUGAUGAGUCUACUAAGACAGAAGCUGAGCAGAACGAGCACCACUUCAGCUCCUCUCAGCAGCAGCACAAGUGCUGGCACCACAGCGCGCACCACAACAACCAAGAGCUUAAAUGCAAUCGCUAGCAACUCAGAAUACUAUGAUGAUGAGGAUUAUGAGUAUGUAAACGAUGCCGAGGACACAGACAGAGCCACGGGCGCAGCAACAGAAGCCGCCAUUAAGCAGACAGCGCUUAGAGCCGCCACAGCCAAAAGACACUCCAUACACCCGUCUCUCAACGAAGCGAACGGGCUAACGAGCGAGGCCAAGAAGCAACAAAGCUCCGAGACUUUUGCAUUUAAGCCACAAAGUGUACCGCUGCCAGUACCCGCAUUUCUCAAGCAAUCAGCCAAGCAAUUUAAUGAAAUAUCAAAGCAUAAAUCAAAGAAUCAGAAUUUUUUAGAUAGCAACAGCAUAGUAAAAGCCAAAACAGCAACCACAGUAGCUACAAGCAAUGCCCGCACCACACAGCCAACCAAACGCCAAGAGAUCAAAGACAAUUCCACACAGCAACUGAAAUCAAACAGCACCACAGUAAAACCCAAAACAACAACCACCAGCACAAAUACUCGCAACACACAGCCAAAAGCAGCAGUAGCCACACGCCAAGAGCAGCUCACACUUAGAGAAAAUGCUGCUCAGCAACUCAAAUCAAUCAACAGACUAAGCCCUACAACAGCCACCAGCACCACUCGCAACACAACAACAUCAACAGCAGCAAACACACGCCAAGAGAUGUUCACACUUAAAGAAAAUUCUACACAGCCAUUGACACUAAACAACAACCCUAAAGCAGCAACAACAACAACCACCAGCACCACAGAAUCGAUUCCUAAAGAGAAUUCCAGAAAUACACGUCAAGAAACACCACAGACGCUGCAAAGUCUAAGUCAAGUUAAAGACACCGUAGCAACCACACGCACCACUCAACAGCCAAAAGUGGCGGCAGCAGCAUCCACACACCAAGAGAUUUUAACGGUUAAUAAAAAGCCGUGGCUGCUGCAGUCAAAGAAUCAAAGCAUACAUCUAAUGCCAUUACAAGCGGCUAGCAAUAGCAACCCAGUGACUCAUACGAAUCGUUCAUCAUUAUUAGAGUAUACAACGGCCGGCUACUAUACGUCAGAAAAGGUGCCCGAACUGAUAUUGAAGGUGUAUGAGCCCAUCGAUGUGAAGGUCGUCUUCUGUCCCAGAAAUUGCGACGAGGAACACGAUCAUAAAUAUGACCCAGCUGAUAAUUAUAAGUCGAAUUGCACGACGGGUUGUGAUACGCCCAAUCCAAAAACUCAUCACAGCGUAGAUUUAUGGUGGAAGCCACUUGAACUGAAGGAUACGGCGGGUUUCCAGACAAUAACAUAG
This is a messenger RNA of Drosophila hydei, 4833 nucleotides long. It is a transcript of the gene Mur2B, whose product is annotated as mucin-2. Bases 1 to 4833 code for a protein of 1610 amino acids. NCBI's taxonomy places the organism in Eukaryota, Metazoa, Arthropoda, Insecta, Diptera, Drosophilidae. Gene Ontology annotation, molecular function: chitin binding. Gene Ontology annotation, cellular component: extracellular region. The record is from RefSeq and is a predicted model, not a curated record. The transcript is spliced from 7 exons.